UCACGAGGUGUUCUCUGAUGGGUUCUCGAAGAUGCCCUUAACAGACAACUCGAACCGACCAAGUGAUAGUGGAAAGAUUUGCAAACCUCUGCUAGAACGACGACGGAGAGCUAGGAUUAACCGUUGUUUGGCUGAUCUGAAAAGGCUGAUCUUAAGCACUGAAAAGGAGGGGAACCAUCAUUGUAAAUUAGAAAAAGCCGACAUUUUAGGUUUGACCGUUCAACACCUACAGCGAGUGCAAGCACAAACUUCUUGUGGAAUGGGAGAACACUCGUUAAAAGAUACUUUUACGUAUGGAUAUGCAGAAUGUGUAAGACACGUAACGCAGUACUUGUCGAGCUUGAAAGAAGUAGACUCUGACCUCGUUUCCAGAAUAACUGAUCACAUGACCAAAUCUUUAGCUUCGGUUUCUGAGGAAGAAAGACCCACAUCUGCAAGAGUGACUAGCACAGUCCCAGACACUUCAACUGAUAACGAAGACUCACGAUCUGUAGCUGUGGAAACCUCUGAAAUAACUGAUCCAACUCCUGUCAAUCCCGAAAAUUCCCCAUAUAAUCUUUUAACAUCGAAAGGGAAUUCAUAUAAAAACAAGAAAGAUACAAUACCUUCCUCCAUAGGCAGAAACCCCCUCCUUCAUGGUUCGAGUUCUCCUUUUACUCACGUUUCCAAAUACUUCAAUCCCAACCUCAGAAACAACAGAAAAUGCUCUUCCAUGACAUCUGUGUUAGACGAUACCUCGAAAAAUGAUUCGGGCAUAUCAUCUUAUCUCGACUCUCCUCGUGUUGAACCGAGUAUUUCAUCUUAUCUCGACUCUCCUUGCGUUGAGCCGAGUACUUCAUCUUAUCUCGACUCUCCUCGUGUUGAACCGAGUAUUUCAUCUUAUCUCGACUCCCCUCGUAUUGAACCGAGUAUUUCAUCUUAUCUCGACUCCCCUCGUAUUGAGUUGAGCGUUUCAUCUUAUCUCGACUCUCCUUGCGUUGAGCCGAGUAUUUCAUCUCAUCUCGACUCUCCUUGCGUUGAGCCGAGUAUUUCAUCUUAUCUCGACUCUCCUCGUGUUAAACCGGUCAUUUCAUCUUAUCUCGACUCUCCUCGUGUUAAACCGAGUAUUUCAUCUCAUCUCGACUCUCCUCGUGUUCAACAUGACAUAACCAACAAGCAAAUUAUUCCAACUCGUUUUAGCGUCAUAAGAAGAGCGUCAUCAUCCCCAAUGCUCUUCAAUGAAGUUUGGAGACCAUGGUAGCACCCGUUACGUGCAUCUGUG
Limulus polyphemus (Atlantic horseshoe crab) is the source of this 1261-nucleotide messenger RNA. RefSeq lists its product as uncharacterized. Gene Ontology annotation, molecular function: RNA polymerase II cis-regulatory region sequence-specific DNA binding; protein dimerization activity; DNA-binding transcription factor activity, RNA polymerase II-specific. NCBI's taxonomy places the organism in Eukaryota, Metazoa, Arthropoda, Merostomata, Xiphosura, Limulidae. Bases 32 to 1240 code for a protein of 402 amino acids. The transcript is spliced from 4 exons. The record is from RefSeq and is a predicted model, not a curated record. Gene Ontology annotation, biological process: anterior/posterior pattern specification; regulation of transcription by RNA polymerase II; regulation of neurogenesis. Gene Ontology annotation, cellular component: nucleus.